Molecule: messenger RNA, 804 nt
Organism: Racocetra persica
Lineage: Eukaryota; Fungi; Glomeromycota; Glomeromycetes; Diversisporales; Gigasporaceae
Source: the annotation of a GenBank genome assembly
AUGAAAGAUACAAAUAAUUAUAGCGAAAAUAAUUUUACCGAUCCUUCUGAAACUAGUCAUGAGAGUAAUUAUGAAAGUAAUUACGAAAGUAAUUGUGAAAGUAAUUGUGAAAGUAAUUAUGAAAGUAAUUCUGAAAGUAAUUCUGAAAGUGAGGGAAAUAAUUCAGAAUUAGUUAAUUUAAUUACUGAAAAUUUAAGAGUUGGCAAAAUACGAUAUUCUGCUUUACCAAUAGAGUAUUCACCUACUUCAGAGGAAAGAAUCGCAAUUAUGCAAUAUCAACAAGGUCAUCCUAAUGGAGGUGGUAAUACCAAACCUGCAUGUGAUGAAAUUCAAAAUGCUUUAUACUAUGAAGUUGAUAUGGAUACCGAUUUUAUGCAAGAAGAAAAUAGAAAUUUAACAAGUCAAAAUUCUAUAGAAAUGCAAACAUAUAUCAAAAGAAUCUAUAAAUAUCUGCUACCACCACCUAGUAAAGUUCUAUUUAAAAUCAUAAAUAAAUUAAAAUUUAUGAUAGAAGAAGCAUCUGAAGAAAUAGUAAAUAUUUCUUCGCAAAAACUUAUUCCAAGUAAUCUUAUUAAAGCAACAUUUGAGGUUAAUUAUUUAUCUCAAGUACAUGCAUCACUUAACAAUAUUGAUAAAUUAAGAAGACUUGUUGCUAAAGUACAAAAAAGCUAUUAUUCAUUUGGUCAAGGAAUUCUUGAACUAACCUAUAAUAUUUGGGAAAAAAAUAUAAAUUAUUUAAAUUAUGUACAACAAUCUGCUAAACAUUAUGAUGAAAGUAUUAGCACGUCAAAAGCAAUUAAAUGA